Messenger RNA from Pyricularia grisea, 3061 nucleotides. RefSeq lists its product as uncharacterized. The coding region runs from base 792 to 2297 and encodes 501 amino acids. Lineage: Eukaryota; Fungi; Ascomycota; Sordariomycetes; Magnaporthales; Pyriculariaceae. The transcript has 4 exons. Gene Ontology annotation, molecular function: zinc ion binding; sequence-specific DNA binding. The record is from RefSeq and is a predicted model, not a curated record. Gene Ontology annotation, biological process: regulation of DNA-templated transcription.
CGCACACCAUUCGACACAAAGUCCAGCAGUUAGCAGCUCAGCACACACACACCCGCCGUUCUUCUAGACUGCUUCCGCUGCCUAACCCGCCCACGCAAAACGCAAGGGAGUGGUUCAACUCACAUUAGCGUCUUCUACCGCUCCAACGCCUUAGCUGGUCGGCCUGCCGCCCGCCACACGCUGCCGUCCGUCGUCUGAUCAGAUCGACCUAAUCAAAAUCGACACGACGCUUGAACGUCCCCCGAUCAGAUCAGUUUGGAGACUUAGCGCCUGUCAGCCCUGACAAGACAGAGCUAGAACUGGAGCUAGGUACCUGCCUAUCUACAGCGAGGCACCAUAACAUUUUGUACCAACCUGACCGACCAACAGAAACGCUCGGCGCACAUCUUACCUCUUUCCAGCAUUGGUUUAGAUAGCGGCGAUUCCCCCGACCUCGUCUCCUCCACAAAAUCCAUCCAUCCCUCCCCCCCGCUCGCCAAAGCACGGCCACUCUUGGUUCGUCUGGUCUCCUUUUGUAUUUUUUUUUAUUCCUACUCUUUCAUUCGACAUUCCUGUUCAGCCAUCCUGUCCACAUUCGAUUUCAUCCAUCAUCUCAUCUAAUCCACAAUUCGAAAUUGGCAGAGGUAUCGGACCUUUGACCACCAAUUUCUCGGACUGUCUUGCACUUCACCUCCGAUCGUGCCCUGUACAUGCACCUCUUUCUACCCACCUGUACCUCAGGAAAUUACGAUCAGAAAUCAGGGAAGCAGAUGUGCUGGGAGUAAACAACAUCCCAUAUACUGAGAUCGGUUAUGGAAGCGGGCGAUUCCGUGCCCAGGCAAAGUGCUCCCCUUUCGGCCAGCAACAACUACUCCGAUUACUACAGCCAACGUUCGAGGGAACCUCUCGACAGGCCGCCUCUGAGGCAAACUUCAUCCACAAUGGCUACUGCUGCUCUGAUCAAUCCGAGCACUCACUACUCGCAUCACUCACCAUACGCUUCGGCCUACACAUCACAUCCGAAUUCGGCCUCCAGCGCGCAUCCUCCGCCGCCGCCGCCGCCUACUAUGGUCUCUCCCGUCGACUCCGCCCGGAGAUCUGACGACAACGAGACACCACAUCGCCAAUCCCUGCCAUCAAUUCGCGACAUAAUUGGCAAGAGCAGCGAUGGUCCUCCCGGAGCUAACAGUUUACCGUCGCCUUUCUCGACUCACUCUUCAGCACCGCCGCCGCCACCACCACGCUCGUACAAUGACCAACCUCAGACACGCGAGAAGCCUCCGUCGCCCAGGCAGCCUGAAAGGACAACUAGCUACUCGCGUCCUGAGCCUCUUCCGCCAUUUCAAGAUAGCUCGCGAGCUCCUCCACCGCGACCAGGUGUGCCAUCGUUGAGCAUAUUUGCUGGCGGAAACCCACCAAAGCCCAACUUGCCUGAGAUUUCAGAAAGGAGACACCACCCAGGGCCGCCGCCACCACCACCUGCUAUGGAAAGCCAAUCUGCUGGUCAAUAUGUCCAUCACGCUCCGCCGCCUGCCCAUGGCCCGCCACAAGCUCCUCCACCUCCGCCUUCGUCGCAUGCGCACAUGCCACCACCAUUGUCAGCGCCGACUCCUCCAUACACGAGCGGAUCAGCACCUCUCCCUCCAGGCCAGUUGCCGCUCUCUGCCUAUCCGAUAUCUCCACGAAACCCCGCGCCGUCCAUGACUUCUCCUUACAAUACGCAACGGCCACCAAUGGGUCCCGAAGAGGCCGAGUAUGCAGCGCGGAAUCAAUUGAAGUACAAUGCGCCCCCGGGCCGCCCUUACGAGUCGUGGAGCUUCGCUGAGUCGCUUGCUAAGGUCGGUGGAUCUGCACAUGUUCUCUUAUCAUUCGCCGACAGAUAUGCCCAAAUUGCGCAAGACGAGCCAGUGCCUUCCAGGAUGCCGAGCGAUGCAGAGAUUUCUGACAUGGUCGCAAAUUGCGAGCACGUUAUGAUUGCACUGGAUGCCCUGCGCAACCAGAGGAUGUAUCUGAGCAACGAAUUACACCGCGAAGGAGCUCCCAGGCCGAGUCGAGGUUAUGGCGGCGAGGACGAGGACGUGAAUAUGUACAACGACGGCAUGAAGCAGAGCUACAACGUCAUGGAGACGAAGAAGCGCCGAGGGCGUGCUGCACCCCCCGGACGCUGCCACAGUUGCAAUCGCAUGGACACCCCUGAAUGGAGGCGUGGACCUGACGGGGCGAGGACCUUGUGUAACGCCUGCGGCCUUCACUACGCCAAACUGGAGCGAAAGAAACAGAUGGAGCGAGGGCAAGCAAGAAAGGAUGCUGCCAAAUGAGAACUGCAUUCUGUCGACAAUCUACACAGUCGAAUAAAAAAAGGAAAAAAAAAGACCAAAGGAAGCAGUUGUUUGAGGCGCCCACGCUACCACAAAUUAAAACAACCAACAAACGAAAGACCAAAACGACAACAUAUAUACAACUACAUGCAUUUGCUUUGGUUCAGGAAUGACAUAUCUGGAUUUGCGUUUUGCGGACAGGACAUUCCUCUUGCCGUCAAGUGUCAACAAGGACACUCUCGAAACCCAGCAUCGCGACGCGACAUGAUAGAAAAGAAAAGAAAAGGAGGAUAUCUGUGGGAUUUGUUAUUUGUUUUACUUUCUUCUUCUCUCCCCCCUUCUUGUUCGGUCUUUCCUAAUACCCCCCCGAAUAUGCCAACAUAUCAAUGCCCCAUUCUACGAGCUUGUAAAGAAAGACGUAUAUAUACCCCUGGGACUACCCACUUCUAUUAACACCGACUUAUUUCUUAUCCCUUUCCUUGGUUUACUUCCCCUCAACCUUGGAUUCAAACACAGCAUUGCACGGCGCCAUUUCUACCUAUUUUUUGUUCGAGUCAUUGUUUUCUUCCUCUCGCUUUUAUACGAUAAGAACUUCGCGGUUAUUUCUUCCUUAUACUGAAUGAGCAAUUGUGCUUAAUGUAUAUGCAGCAAUGGAGUUUCCAUUGAAUGGGUUUUGGAGACAAGACCGGGUUGAUCCUUCGGGAUGAUGAAAGCCUAUCUCUAGAUCUAAAUCCAAUUGAUUACGAUAUUUUUAUUUCCCGAGA